AUACGUGUGUGGUUGUGUUAUGCUACUUACGCCUUUUGGAGUAGCCCGAUGCAUUACAAUUGAUCACUAUCAGUUUAUUAUCGGGCGCAUCUCAAAAUAAUUCCAUGAGUUGUGAAUAUUAAUAUCGGUAGAGCCUGUGUUUACAUAAUAUUUCGUGUGUGCGCGACGUUUUGCUGGCGAUUCAAUUUCAGGUCGAGGGAAGGAGGUAAAUAGGAAAACACAUACCCCACAUCUUCAUCUAAAAAUAUAAAAAACAUAACCUAUGUUGAAGAUUUUCAAAUUUCCCCAGUCAACAUGAUAAUUAUUGAAGGCACCGUAAUGUGGGUUGGGUAGAUGUGCAAUUGGCGAAAGUACAGCUUGGGAAAAGUUGAAUCUAGAAUGUCAUAAUAUAUUUAUAGACAGGCACAUUCUCAGUGAGAAACAUGCUUCGAAAAGAUUAACUGGAAAAUGAAAAAUGAUAGUAUAAAAUUCCCACCCUCAAAGUAAGGUACUUCGCUAACCUAACGAGGUCAAUCAACCGAUGGAUUCCCAGGUAAACGAGAGAUUAACCUCCUCGUCGCUUCCCGAGGUCAGCUCGCCCCCUCAUCCCUUGCUCGAGUACAACAUCCAAGUCAAGGAGGAGACGUUCAACCUCUUUCACCGAGAGAACACCCCCUCGCCGGCGAUGUUGCAGAAUAAUAACGUCAAGAAGGAGCUGGACGACUACAACCCCAAUCUGAUUCUGUUGGACCCACCCCCAGAAGGGGAUUCAGACGAGGAGACGAUAGCCACAUUCAUAACAGCAGCUGGUCAGCAGCUGGCACUAUAUGCAGUGGAGGAUUCCGACGAGAUCUUCGCAGUGGCUGUCUACGAUGAGUCCGGGGAGCCUCCGACUGACUUUCAGUUCCUCAUGAGGGAUGACGUGGAGAAAUUGAUUGGCGAGGGGGCCGUGAGAACGGUUAAAAAAACAUCUCAGUUUAAAAAGCAAAUUUACGAUAUGGAAACAGCCAGAUCACCACCCCCAGCUUCUCCUGAGCCACCAGAGGAAGCUCCCAUUCUACCGAAGGAGAUAAUCAGAGAGUUCACACUUCCCCAGAGAUAUGUGAAGAAUGAAACUUCAUUCUCCGACGAUGAAGACGACAAUCUUCUAGAGAGUGAUGAAAAAAGCAGUUUGACUUUCGAUGAAAACGUCUCGAAUCCUGAAUUAUACGAGAGUUGGCCAUCGGACAACGUUUACCUGGUGGUACAGGAAAAUUCAAUGAUUGAAGCUCAGAGAGAGCCUGAGAAUAGGCAGAGGACCUCAGUAAAAGAGAAGAUCAAGACCAAAGUGACGGAGGAAGUGCAAUAUAUUCUGUCGGACGACCCUCCACCAGACUCCUCAGACCUGACACUAGAUGACAUCGAGAAGAUUCUGAACAAGGAUCAGUUGAUUACAAGGAAGAGGAAUUGUUCAGGCAAAGAAUUGAAAUCAGAGAGUGGAAAUCCAGGGGAGGAUGAUCUGGACUUCGAGCCUGUCGACAAUCAGUUCGUCGAGGAGCAUGAGACCAGCCCCCAGGAUAGCACCUUCACGAAGUUGAACUCCUCAGAAGUUCUGAGGAUAAAACGUCCGAGGAAGCAACAGCUGACGACUGUGAAUCGAGCUGAUUCAGAGAUAAUAAUUCAACCGGCAAUAAUGACUGAAGUGGAUGAGGAGAACGUGUACGCAAAUGGCUGGAAGAUCCAGCCGAAGAAGAGGGGACGACGUAAAAAGAAGAAAGACACAAAGAUGAAGACGCCGUAUAUGAGGACCAGGAGGAAGACGAGUAAAGCGAAAAAAAAGAAAUACAGGAUUGAGGUGAUUGAUAUCGAUCUAGAGGACGUUAACAGGGAGAUCAUAACCCUGGAGGAUGGCAAAGAGAAAGGUUCCAGUGACAAGGAGAACGACGUUAUCAUGGUGGGAGACUCUGAGGACGAUGAGGAUAAAGAAGAGGACGUGGAGGUGGACGACAGUGAUGACAGUGAUUACGACGAUGGGGCUGAGAGGAGGGGGAGGAGAGGACUCAGAAGGCGAUUGCGGGAGAUACUAAAGUGCCGGAGGUGCAGGCGGGAGUUCAGGGGGAAGAGGGGACUGGAGAUGCACUUGAGGAUGUGUUCCAAGGGGGGAAAAGCUCAGGAGACUAUUUCGGAGAGGACUAGGAGUGGCACUAGACGUAGUGCUCCCAUCAGAUCUGCCAGGCUCAAGUCUCUGAAUGUGGGGAACAGGGAUAAGGACAGGGGAAAAAAGGAGUAUAAGUGCAAGAUCUGUCAUGAGAGGUUUGAUGUUGUGGUGGCUCUUGCCAGGCAUGUCAAGCUCAUGCACUCGUUGAGGAAGAAGAUCAAUACGUUCAGAAAGGAGGACAAGAAGACGGAAGAGAGGGAGGAGAGGAGCACAAGGAGAGAUUUGAGGAAACGGGAGGUCGAGACGAAGGUCGUCACGAAAAUGGGGGAGGGAUUCAGGAAGGCCAGGAGGGGGAGAAUUUGGAGUAACGCUGGGACCAAGAGAAUCAAUUGCUACCGGUGCAAAAGGUCCUUUCCCAGUCUUGCAGCCAUGCUCGCACAUUCUCUGCAACAUGCCACCAAGAAAAUUGUUUCAGAAAAAAUGAAAGUUCAAAGAUGUCGAAAGUGCAAAAAAGUCUUCAGAUCGAAAUAUCUAUACAUUCGCCACUUGCGCAGUCAUAGUAGUAUUCCAACGUUACGAAGGAGGAAAGCGAGUAUCACAAAGGAGUCAGCGAAUACAGCGAGUAAAAAACGAGGGAGACCCCAGAAGUCGUGAUUGAGAGAGAUGAAUAUACUGUAAAAUCAUAAGUUGAGAUGAUUCGUUAGAGAGAGACAUUAGAGCUAUCAAAAAGUUUACGCGAUGUAGGUAUGAUGUAUUUUUGGGAAAGACCAAGGAAUCAAAUGCAAUUUAUGGGUGAAUUUCUCUUAUAAUUAUUGCUCUGUUCAUCAGUUAUGUGACAACUUUUUUUCUUGGACCCACCGUCAGAAACAUUUUUGCCCCAGCACUGAGUAGGACGGUUCUGUGUACGAGGGGAUCUGGAUGUACAUUGAUCCAUGUAAAGUUGUAUCAUUGAGAGCGAAAUUUAUUCAAAAUUUUCGUUAGGAUGUAUUUGGUAAAAUACUUCUUGACGUCGCGAGAAUACACUGUUAAAAUUUUCAUGAGACUGACGAAUUUAUCUAUUUUAGUUAAUGAUGAUUUGUUCAUUUUCUUCGAUUAAAUAUAUUCAUUUCAAUAUUUUUCAGUUUGAGGAGGUCACUUAUUUUUUGUCUGAAGUGGAAUUAAGUUCCAUUAUCAGAUUAAUCUUUAAAUCGUUGAAUUCAAUUGAUGGAAAAUUUUAACAGUGUAGUUAUUCCGAUCAUCUGUAUAUUCUUUAGGCAUAUGUAUAUUUAUCAAUAAAAAAUAUGAUAUAGGAUAUUUUUCAAAUAAA
Molecule: messenger RNA, 3422 nt
Organism: Diachasmimorpha longicaudata
Lineage: Eukaryota; Metazoa; Arthropoda; Insecta; Hymenoptera; Braconidae
Exons: 4
Coding region: 521-2770 (749 amino acids)
Molecular function (GO): RNA polymerase II cis-regulatory region sequence-specific DNA binding; DNA-binding transcription factor activity, RNA polymerase II-specific
Source: RefSeq, a predicted model, not a curated record